CUUUGCGCUUACAAAAUGGUGUCGUGCAGGUCUACAGCUCUACCUAAAAUCUAAACCGAUCACUGUCUUUAGCUGAUAGAGGACAUAUAUCCACUAUAAUAAUGAAAUUGCUAAAAAAUGUAUUGACACAGAUAAACUCGCUUAACAUAAGUAAAUAUAGGCGUUGUCAGAGUUCUACAAACUCUACGAUCCGUGUAACCGGCAGUGUUUUCUCACAGCUAGAACAUUACGUGGACGGCUCGUCGCGGGAUUUGAUCCAACGACUCAGCACGCAGGUAGAGGUGCGAACCCAAUUUAUCAGCAAAGAGGAAGAAUGUGCUCUUUUUCAAGAACUCGAACCUGGGUUGAAAAGGAAACGUUACCAAUUUGACCACUGGGAUGAUGCUAUUCACGGGUACAGAGAGACCGAGCGUGGAACAUGGGGGUCGGUUUGUGAGGGUGUCUUAAGGCGUGUCAAAUCUGUAGCUUUCCCUGAGGGCAGUCCACUUCUUGGCCCCGUUCAUGUCCUAGAUCUGGACAAGGCUGGCUUCAUCAAACCACACAUCGACAGCAUCAAGUUCUGUGGCAGUACAAUUGCAGGGCUCAGUCUCCUAUCAGACAGUGUGAUGCGCUUGGUAAAGGAAGACGACGCUCACCAAUGGCUGGAUCUCUUUCUGCCACGAUACUCCCUCUACAUAUUGAGGGACACGGCCCGGUAUGGCUUCACCCAUGAGAUCCUGAAGGACGAGCAGUCAGUGUUUCGUGGAAGCAGAGUCCCCCGGGAGCGACGCAUCUCAGUCAUUUGUCGAAAUCUUCCAACGGAAAAGCAGGAGACCUGCCGAUGAUGGCCAAUAAAGAUGUUCGAAAUGAUUACA
Molecule: messenger RNA, 854 nt
Organism: Gadus morhua (Atlantic cod)
Lineage: Eukaryota; Metazoa; Chordata; Actinopteri; Gadiformes; Gadidae
Gene: alkbh7
Product: alkB homolog 7
Exons: 4
Coding region: 102-824 (240 amino acids)
Biological process (GO): fatty acid metabolic process; DNA damage response
Cellular component (GO): mitochondrial matrix
Source: RefSeq, a predicted model, not a curated record